AUGUUAAAUGGGGAUCCUCAUUACCCUGUUGGGAUACCCAUAGACCCAAUAGUGUUUGGUAAACAGGUCCCCGUUGGGAAUCGGGUCGGUGAUGGGAUCGAUUUUCAUAUUUGGGGACGGGGGUGGGAUUACCAAAAUCCGUCCCAAACCUGCCCCAUUGUCAUCCCUAAGAUUGAGAGUUCAAGUAUUGCGGAAAAUGAAAAGAGGAACAUGAAUGAAGCCUCAUCAUCUUCAUCCUUCAAUCAACAACUUACAGAAAUAACAGAGGAGAACAGAGUAAAUUUCUGUAGCAACGACUUCCAUGUGGAACCACCAAAAUCGUACAACUACUACCAGCAGCAGCCUAAUCAUAUAAUUACCGAUGUUCUUCCUCUUCAAUACCCCUCGAUAGUAAUGGAGUACCAAAGAGAAAAACUCCCAGAUUGGCAAUGUCUACAAAGUUUCCAGGCAACACAGAAUCCUAGGAAACGUAUGAACGAUGGUUGUGAUCAAAAUAUUAAUGUGAACAAGAAACUCACACAACAUGUCGUUAACGGACGUUUGAGAGAAAGGGUGCCUAUGAGAAGAAGCCAAAAGCUAGCUGACAAAAUCACAGCCCUUCAAAAGCUCGUCUCUCCUUACGGCAAGACGGACACAGCUUCUGUACUUCAAGAAGCUCAUAUCUCUAUCAAUUUCCUUCAUGAUCGGAUUCAGGAGUUGCUGCAGAAAACACAGAAUUCAGCAGAAAACGUUCGACCAGUGCAAUUUUGGAAUGAGGAAGCAGAAGUCGGGAUCCGUGAGCAAGGGCUGUGUUUGGUUCCCAUAUCAACUCCUGAGAUCAACAGCCUAUGUUUUGGAAAGCAUAAUUUUAUGCCUGGAAGCGGAAUAGAAUGA
Molecule: messenger RNA, 873 nt
Organism: Lactuca saligna
Lineage: Eukaryota; Viridiplantae; Streptophyta; Magnoliopsida; Asterales; Asteraceae
Source: the annotation of a GenBank genome assembly